CCGAACCAAUCAAUCGUGUACAUGUACAAAGACGGGUUGUAUUUAUUUGGCAUAUUUACACUGCAUUUUACCUUCUGUGUAUUCAAUGAGCCACUUAAAUCAAAGCUUGUGUGGUUGAGGUUUUCUUGCUUGUCAUAAAUAGUUAAAAGCGACGUUUGUAUGUUUAUGCGCGGCAAAGUACAAUAGAAGAGGCUUUUCGUGCGUUACGUCAUUCUCUAUUGUCUUUUGGCCAAUGGACGGUGGGUAAUUAUUGAUUUCAAUUAAUAAGAUCUGCCCUCGCGUCAAUCAAUGGAUGAUUAGCAAGUCGCUCACAGCUACACACAAAACUCAAUUCCAUUAGUAAAAUGUGAACAACGAGCAAAUUAUGAAGGACAUUUUAACUUCCAAACUGCUCUGGAUUGUUCGGGUUUGUGGUCCGAGCGUGAUGCUACUUGAAGCAGCUUAACAUUUUCCCGUUGAGUCAUUCAUGGUCCUAAACGCUUACGAGACCGCGACGGACACAGAAUCGGUAGAGAGGGUUUCGCCAUAUUGCAGUCUGAGUGUAACCCAAUCUCCGACAGCCAUGAACGAUUCAUCAUUCACAAGAGGAGAACGUAAAUACCGCAACACAAGUGAAAGGUUGGCCCUUGCGAGGAAGGUUGAGCUAAGCGCAAUCGAGCAAAAUGCGAACGUUGUCAUUCUGAGCCCGCAGAAAGUGGCUGUCGAAAGAGCCGGCGAAAUGUCCCCGAAGGCUGAGAACGAGGGGUCCACGACAUCGGCAGCUAAAAAGAAGGGAUUGCAAAAGCUGGCGUCGGGAGCCAUUGCUAACAUAGGCACGGUGUUUAAGGGGGGUGCAAGUACAGGGGAUAUGGAGGGGCGAAGUGAGACGGGUAGGUCGUCUAGCAGGAAUGCAGCCAAAGGCUCGUCUGUACUGAACGAUCUUACUCCCCAUUCUGAUCCAGGGAUGCAGGAAAAGCUGUCACCAUCAGGCUCACACAAGGAAAAGUUCUUUAACAAGACCUGGAGGAACCGGCUUAAAGUUGUAUCUAAUGCUGGAAAUGCCUUAUGGAUUCCUCAGGUACAUAGAGAACAUAAUCCGGCGGUGGCGCGCGUUAUAGUUGUAGCUUUGACUGUUCACCGUCGCGUUACUUCGCUAAUACGUUCAGUCAAAAUUCAUUAAGUGCAUUGCCGAUGGGACCCUGCAAGCACAGCGAGUGGCUUAAACAUCGCGAAAUUUGUACAAGACAGAACUUACGGGCAGCUUUCUCUAUCGACAAUCUGCUGUAUCUACAAAUUCAAAGUUCAUUCCACUCAUGCCUGACCUUGCUAAAGUAUUAAGUGUCGUCACGGCACUUUGAAUUUUAUAAAGAGAGUUUCCUAUCGCUUCAAGUCAACUUUUGUGCGGCCACAAACGGGGAAGCGUUGAACGAACGCAUACAAGAUUUUGGCAACGAAUGGGAUCGUUUUAAAGAAAAUCUUUGAAGUCGGAUCUCGUAAAAAUGAGUUUCGAAUGUUGAACUCUGUGGAUGAAAACCUCCACGGUAGUGAAACGAUGAAAGCUGAAAAGAAUACUAAAUAUUAUUAAGUUUGCGCUGUUAGAGUUUAAAUAAAGUUUUUAUUUGUAACUUUUACGGUAGCUUUCGACAUAAACUAUCACUAACCCUGCUAAACUGAGAAUGCAAACCACUAACUUUCUACCACGCACAUCCUUUCACUCUCCUAUAUAACUAAGCAGCUCCUUCCAUUUCCCUACUUGAAUGCUAUUUAAAAGGAUUUAUUUAACGUUUAGGCCCGGCAAAACCCAUCUGAUCCUCUGAGCAGUUUGCGUUUUCAAUUAACCGUGAUGAGAAUUAGGCUUCGGUAAAUUUGCCGCCUUAACGAGCUUUUUGUGGCUUUGCAGGAUGAUUUUAGUUGGAGCUCAGUGGAAGGAAGAAAAGUCCAGCUAACGAGCAUUCCACUGUCCGCACUGUCAGAGCCAGAAUGCAUCGCUCUUCAAAGAGUUGCACAAACCAGGUUAAAGCAAAUGGAUUUCAAGAGUCAUGUAACAAUACCUAAAGGUACGUAUGGUGCAAUAAUCAUUCUAAUGACAACAGUCUCAAUAAAAGUUUAAUGAAAUAGUAAAAGCCAAUUCACUUACAACAAGUUCGAUUGUGGUUCUCAACCCAAAGAGAAAAGGAAGACUCAUGCAUUUGGACUCAAUCAAGACAAUAACAAACUUAUCUACUGCCUUGACGGUCAAGAGGCUGCCAUUUUGUUUGAUAAGAAGCCCAUCAAAAUUGAGACUUUUUUUAAAAAGUGGAGGCAAACGCCAUUAUUAGUUACACUUGUUCAAACUUCACGGCACUUGUUAACAAUGCAAAUAUAAAUUUACAGAGAUCGUUUUAUAAUUUUCGGCGCGAGAUGAGGUGUGAAAAAUAUCGCCGUUUUGUGCGUUUGCAAGCUUUUGACAUGUCAUUUUAAUUAAGAGACUUGAUCACGUAAAGUGAAAAGAAGGUAAUUAUGUCAAACAACACUUCUUCAACACGUUCACAAAUUUUUGAGGUUGAAAAUUCAUUUCUGCAGUUUGCAAUAUUUUAAACUGUGUACUAUUUAUCAAAAUAUAAAUAAUGCUUGUUCUUUAAAAAAUCUAAUGAGAUUACUGGGCUGAUUGAUAAUAACCCUUGUCUGGCAGUACGAACGAAAACUAGUUGAUGUGCCAAGUUUUAAAAGUCGAAUUCUUCCUCCUGAACAGCAAGGUAUCAUGGUUCUGUUUUCGAUUCAGACCACGCUUCCUCAAAAUUGCCUUUUGAAAAAAGAAGUUUACCUUGUUGAAAUAUCGGAUGAAAUACUAAAUAAUGCAAACCUUUGUUCACAUGUAAAUGCACGAUUAUCUUAAGCAGUCCCCUGUGUUCACAAUAUAUUUGUUGUCAGAUCGGCUAGAAUUUAUAUUUAUAGCCUGUAUGUCCCAGUGCUGGUUUAUUAUUUGUUCUAUUAUUUUUGUUGUCGGGGUGACUUUGGCUUUGAUACAAACAAAUGGCUGUUUUAACUUUUUCUUAGUUCAAUACCUUGUCAAGUGUCGAGGGUACAGGUUAAAAAUUAUAAAGAAAAAUCAAAAACAAACACCCUUCAGACCAAAAGUAUGAAUCUACUUCAUUUGAAUUUUGACACUGACGCAUUUAAUUUCUAAAGAUAUCUCUUUCAUCUCCCAAAAUAGACUUCUAUGGAAAUUCAUUUUGUUUUUGUUAAUUCCUUCCUUUUUGUGUUAGAACCAGUAAUUAUUAAUUUAGAUGCAGUAAACAAUGCUUGUCCCAGUGCUGGUUUAUUAUUUGUUCUAUUAUUUUGUUGUCCUAUUAUUUUGUUGUCGGGCCUUUCUUGUCAACAUAGUGUUCACAAUUCUGUACAAUGUUCAUUGGUACUCUGUGCAAAGUUUAAGCAACAAAAGAGCCUUCAAUAGUCUGAAGGACAUAAUCAGUGAAGAACUAAAACACCAUCACUAAUGAUGUUUAAUGCUACUAUAAUGACAUCAAACAUCUGCUGUUUACUGGUGAACAAGUUUUAAUUUAACGACAACAUUUUCUUUCCAAAAUAGGUAACCAUAGCAAUGGUGUAACUUGUCAAAAGCACUUAUAAGUCCAGCUUUAGGUAUUUAUUUAUCCACAACAAGCUUUUCAAAACCCCAGUUUUUGUUUUCCAUGUUGGCAAAAAUGUUAGAAGGUUUCUGGGUAGCCUGUGUCACAGUCAAAUUAAAUCCCUGAUAUAGACAGCCUGCAUAAUGGCUUGCAGAAGCUUGUUCUGAUAUAUAUAUAUAUAUACCUUUUUGAUUGGCUAGAGCCUGAGAAAGCCUGAAUUUACUUUUGAGAUCAAUUGAAAAAAAGUAGUGUACAUCUGCCAAAACAGUGGUCCUCGUCAAUAGCUAGAGAAAACCAAGGAAAAUACAAAAAUACAUUGUGGAGUAUUGGAUGAUUGUUGCUGUUGGAAACAUCCAAUCACCAAUUGUGUAAGACAUUUAGUCAAACAGAAACAGACCCAACUAGUGGUCUAUUAUCAAUGCUGCGUUCUGAUUGGUUGAGCUGCGAAAGCACAAGCUUUUGGCGGCAAAAAAAGGAUUAAAGUCUAGCUUUAACCAGCUAAAGUUGUUUUGUCUCGAUAUUUUUGACCAGCUAGUUGGAUUUUACUAAAACAAUAUUCCUCUCGCCCUCAUGGCCUCUGAGUCAAUAGCCCAUUCGGGCUCGAGGAAUAAUUGUUAAAUAUCCCUGCAAACCUGCAGAAUAUCAGAACAAGCUUUUGGUAGACCUUAUGCAGAUGCACUAUAUCAAGUUCUCUAGAUCACUGUGUAAAAUUCAAAUCUGCCAGCAAUGCAGGCUAGGUUUAUGGCUGUCUUAAAUUUAGAACAUUCUACAAUAAGUUAUUAUAUUAGGCAACUGCAACUUUACUACCAUUAUUACAUUCCCUUUGCUUAUGAAUUAUUGCAUCGAAGUAAAGAUACAUUGUCAGUCAAACCUUGCUUUAUGGACACCCACUUAAUACAGACACCUCAUUACUAUGUAAAGUUUGCUUUGUCCCUGGGGAAAGAAAUCCCUUAUAUUUUCUCAAAAUUCAACUUGCUUAACAUUGACACCCUGUUAAUACAGGUCGUGUACGCUUUCUAUGGCCCCUCAGUGACGGGGUUUGACUGUGCUAAAAAAUAUGAUUUAGAAUUGAACUAGCGUACUAUGGUCUCGCAUUUUUGCAUGCGUUGAAGGUUUGAAACUUAUUUUAUAGUUAGACUUGGUGUGCUUGCCUAUGGCAGAAUUACUACUGCAAAUAGAUCAAUGGUUAAUAACCUUUUGUCUAAAUGAAUGGCAACAGCUUGGGUUGUCUUUAUAUAUUUCGAUGUUAGGAGCACUGCUCAAAUUUACACUAAAUGAGCUGUUUGUGCCGUUGGUACCUACAACACUUGCCUCAUCUUUUCAGAAAGUAUAGUUACAGCCCUAAUAAUGCGCCACUUUGUAAUACCAGUAGUGUGUAACUCUGGCUGUUUUAAAAAACAUUCCCUCCAAGGAAAGUGCAAAGCAUGCAUGGACCCCCUUGGGCUUGCAUGACCCAUGUCUAACACGACCCUUAAGAGCUGAUUGGGAGUUAUUUGAUAUUUCCUUAUCAGUUUGUUUUACUUUGAAUGAAGGAAAAACAUAAAACCUGGAUAAUCUUCACAGAGAUAAAAUCUUUACAGCUAUUACAUCAUAUAAGGGUUUUUCAGAAUACACAGUAUUUCAUAUACAAGCAAACAUUUUGUUAAUAAAACAAUUUCAAGUGAUUCUUCCAAAUCCAGCCAUUUGGAGGAGCAAAGAGUCUAUAAUAUUAACAGAUAAUAUUAUUUCUCAUAAAAGAAACCUUCUUGCAAUCAUCAAUUGAUUAGAAAUAGUAAUACUCAAGUGCAAUGUUGUUUAAACCCGAAUCUUUCAAACAGGAUGGCCUAAACCUUUCUUUGACAUAAACAUGAAUAUUGUUGCAGCUUUUAGUUAAUACAGGAAGACUUAACACAAAAUAACAAGAUUUAUUGCUAGAUUAAGUGAUUUACAAUGAUUAAAGAACCAGAUAGAAAGUUUAAAUGGAUUAAACAGUCCCAGUAACUCAACUUUAUGUAUUUUUGGCAGUAAAAGCAGCAGCUGUCCUGUUUUAAGAGAAAAUGUGUUAAUUCACAGGCAUUUGUUGGUCUUUUCUGUUGUAUGAUUAUUUUGAUUAUUCUGAGAGUUAUUUCAAUUACAGUUGGAUUUGAUACAUUUUUUACCAUGCAGAGUUAGGUUCAUACAGGAUUGAACUUAGUGAUCACAUUUUCGAUUUCUUGUGACCUUACCUAUUGCUCAUGCAUUGCCAUUUUCUAGGAGAAAUGUUCUGUUAAUCGUAACAGGUUUAACUUUAGGGUUUAAGGCCCUCCAGUUGAUACAAUACCUUGUAAAGCAGGAGGCAGGAAACAUGUUGCACUCAGAUAAUAUUAUUAUGCUUAGAUAAUCCAUGGGGAGUCUUCCUUUCUGACCACUAGAGGGAUUUGUAACACAGUAAUUAUCUCCUGUUCAAAGCUGUUUUCACAGACGUACACAGUCUACUGGUCUAUCUAGAAUCUACCCAAUACCAGAAAUAACAACUGUAAUACCAAAACUCUACAAAAAGGUGGCAAAAUGUUGAAAAAUCAAUAGAACCCCAUGAAAGUACAGCAAGCCAGGUUCUUUUUGAAUUGUACAAACACAGUAUUUUGUCUGCAGGUUCAACAGUUAAAAGUUCAUAAAUUUAGCAUGUCUCAAUAAAUGGUUCAAUGUGUAUCAACGUUACAGACAUAUCUAAUUAAUCAAUUAUUUGUUCUUUCUUCAUUAAGACCCAAGGUCUCCAAGAAAAUCCCUCAAGAGAGCCCUUUCCUGGAAAACAAAAACUUCUGGGUCUGGCCUUUUUGAUAAAGGUAAAGGUUGGUUUAAGUAAAUUUUAGCAUAUAAAAAAUUUUGUAUUUUGUUGUAGAUAGUUUGAAAGUGUUAAUUAAAACAAUAAUGGUUUCAUAAACACAUUGAUAAACAUAUCACAUUCAUCACAGGCAGGGGUCUCUAAGACUGAAACAGACAUAGCUCAAAGAUAAUUAUUGCUCAUGAUUUUGAAAAGGUGCUUAAAAUAUAUUUUUACAUUAUCAGUUCCAUAAACUUUAAUUUCAAAGAAGCUCAGCUCUGACAGUAAUUAGGAAUUACAGCCAAAAAUAAUGAAUAGAAUUGAAGGUACAUGAACAUUAGAUAGCAAGAGAUUAUUAUGAUUUCUAAAUUGGAUUACAGAAAAUGGUGUCUUUGCAAUACCUCUUCACAAAGCAGUAACAUCUCAGGGUGUUAUGGAUACUUCUGAGUUGAAAAAAGGACAGAGGAAUGUUAAAGAAAGUACACCAUCAAUUUCCUCAACAAACUCCACUGGCAAUCAAGAAGUACCUGAAGAAUCACCAAAAGUAAGACGACAUUCAUCAGGGUCAAGUCUCUCACAAAGUUCCAGAUCGUCUAAUGAGAAUUCGAAUCAAAAUAGUGACUACAAGUCUUUAUCAGGUAAAGACCAACCUACAGAAUCAUCUAGUUGGAAAUCACGGCUUAUUGAUGCCCUGACACUUCUGUCCUCUUCUGCCUCGGCAUCAUGUCUGAUGGACAAGCAGUCUGCACUCAGUCCCCCAACACCACAAGUUCCUCCAAUUGUCUUACAAGCUGUGGAACAUCUCCAGUUGCAUGGUAGGGUCCUUAAAAAGUAUUGUAAAUGGUACAUUUUUUGUAUAGGUACAUGUAGAUUAAAUGUUAAGCUGCUGACAAAAUAGAUGAAGCACAGUUGUCAGUGGGAGCCAGUUUCUGUAACAUGAAGCACCAAGGAGCAUUGCUAAUCGCUCUGGAUGAGAUGCUAGUUAAUUGCAAGGCCACCCCAGGCAGUAUAUCACGAGAACCCUGUUAUACAUUUUGAUGAAAAGAGACAAAGUUAAGAGAAACAGACUUUCUUGUCUAAGCAAACAACAUGAUAGCAACAUUUGAACCUGUACCUGCAGAUUUAUAGUUCAAGAUGUUUACUGCCCGGCAACCUCCACAGAGGAGUUUUUAAUUAUUGUGCUUGUUUUUGUUUGCUAAAUAAAAAAUGGUGGACACUUCCUUACAACCACUACAAGAUCCUUUAAAGACAACAACAACAAACCUCCCCACCCCCACCCUUUUCUACAAGUCAAGCAUUUCUUUACUUAAAACUGACAUAGUCCAUUAGUAAAUGAAAUUUAAUUGAUGUAUGUAUGUUAUUCUCAGGUCUUCAUGUUCUAGGAAUAUUUAGAGUUGGAGGCUCAAAGAAGCGAAUGAAGCAAGUAUGUACUCACAUUUUUCUUUCAAUUUGACUAUUUGUUUUGACUACACAUUGGUGUAGAAAAUUAGAUACUUGCAUGUUCUUAAAGCAAAGUACCUUCUCAAUUAACUGCUGAGGCUCUGUAAGUCCUUAGCUCUGCUCAGGAGUGUUACGUGCACAUCUGAAAAAGGAAAUUGAUUGGUUCUUGUUGCAGAUGAGAGAUCAGUUUGAUUUAGGAGAGAAGACAAGAUUUACAGCAGAAGAUGACAACCCACAUGAUGUGGCCGCAUUAUUCAAGGAAUAUUUCCGAGACCUUCCAGAACCUCUUCUAACCCGUGACCUGUAUUCUGCCUUCUUAGAAACCCAAAGUAAGCCAUACAGACAAAUAUUUUCAUAGCAUUAUUGCAAGGAAAAAACUCAACAUAGCAUUUUACAUUACUAACAUUCCCCCCCGUACAAGGAGUAGCUAGAAAAAGUGGGAUUUUCAAAAAGUUUUCCAGGGUCCUGGAAAAAAAAUUAUACUUAAAAAAUUGUUUUGAAUUUAAGAGUUAUCCAGAGCAUUACCUUUUUGUGACGGGUGGAAAAAUUAAAUGUAAUAUGUUGAUUUUAAAAAAUGGGCAAAAAACAUCCCCUCAACUUUCUGAUCAUUUUUGAAAGUCCUUUCUCACAUUUUUCAAUCACUAUGAAAAGGCUAUAACAUUCAUUUUCUGUUUGUUAAACAGAUGAUUUUAACAGCAGGUACUGAACUUAAUUCAUUUUUGUUAGUCUCUAGAUGAGCUUAAACAACGACAAUGUCGACAGCAGUAAAAACAUUGCUAAAAAUUAAUUUGCAUCCUUUCAAAUGUUAUUGUGUCUAUUGAAACCUGCUCUAUAUGUCAAAUGUAGGCCAUUUUUCCCGGAGUUGAAUUCUGAAGGACUUUUAUUCAGGUUUGAAAGGAGAAAGGAAAAUUUGUCCUGGUACAUUCAUAUUCUCCAUAAAAUGUCACAUUAGGAGGUUUCACAUCAAAGUCAUGUAGUGGACAUCAAAGAAAUGAACUAAAUAGCAUGAUGCUCAUCCAGAGCUGUUGUUUUCUCAAGUUCAUAAAGCCAAUAUUGUUUUUGGAUGUUGUUACUUUCGUUGUAGUGGUUGCUUAAGCUCUCUAUUGAAAGGAUCAGCAACAACUAUAUUCAACAUAGCGUUUAGCAAAGAAUCUCACAGGUUUGAUUUCUACUUUUAGGUUUUGAAGAUCAAAGCACGCAGAUAACAGCCCUUCGUCUCCUAUGCUGUUUACUGCCAAUUCCAAACAGGGACACGUUGAAAGUCCUUCUAGAAUUUCUUGCUGAAGUUGCACAGUGGUCAGAAGACAGAAUCGGUGAAAAUGGAGUUGAAGUAUGUUCGUUUUGUUUUUCGUAGUAAAGAUUUCUUGUAACACAAGUUAUUCAUUUAUUUAUUUAUUUAAUUUAUUUAUUUUAAGAAAGGGGAUUGGCACUGCCGGAAAUAAAUAAACAGCUGUUUUGGCAAACCGUGCAAGUUGUUCUUUGUUGAUUUAACAUUUGUUUCCUGUAAAUUUUUCAUCUUUUGUUCUCUUUGUAUUUUGUCGUGUGUACGUGUAGGAGUUAUUACUGGCCUCUGGUCCGCCAAAGAAAUGUUGGCCAGCAAAAAUGGGAAGAUUUUAAAGCUGAUUAUGAAGAUGUUUGAAGAAUUAAUUGAUGAAGCCGGUUCAGAAUAAAUAAGACACAUACCUCGACAUUACUUUCUAAAAGUGUCCUGCUCCCCUAAAAUCUCUUGUAAAGCUUCUUCAUGCCACUUUAAGUUUAUGCCAACGUGGAGCGAUUCCCAAAGCUGCCAUUUUAAAACCCCAGGGGCCGACCCGAGGGCCCGGGAAAGAGACUCGAACCCAGGCUCUAGAAACUGCGGCCUUACGGUGAUGUUUUUUUGUCUGUUUAGAUUCCAGGAAACAAGAUGAAUUCCAAGAACUUAGCAAUUAUUAUUGGCCCAAAUAUCUUACACAAGGUAAGAUUUGAUCAUAUCUGUUUUUGACAAUAAUUUCACGAGCGCGCAAUGGAUAAGGCUUCAUUUUCAGCUGUUUGGGGGAUCCCAUUUUGUGCGAGUGAAACUGGAUAUGAGAAAAGAGAUGCAACAAGGCGUAAGGUCAUAGUCACCUCAUAUCCACCAAUAACGGUCUUUUAGAAGCAAGCAAGAAAUAGUCAUGAAUUUCGGUGAUUUUAUUCUAUGGUAGUUUUUUUCGGCCAUGUAAGAUUUCGUCCUCUCGUUAACAGACCCCGCAUUUCCGACACCCAACUAGUACUACCGACUCCAAUACGGUUACCCCGUAAAUACUUUCUAUGUUGCUCAUAGGAUCCGUAUUGGUGAGAUUCCACCGUAUCCAGAACUUGCUUAUUUUAUUCAUUAUUUUAUUUCUUUACUAUUAUAAUUUUUAUAUUUUUUUUUCAUUUCGUUUGAAUUAGGUGAAAGGCCAACAUCAUGACUUUUUAGUAGAAGACAAGGCUCGCGCUGACGAAAGAAAAGAAAUCAUCGACGUUGUUCAAGAUAUGAUUGAAAAUCACGACAAGCUGUUCGAGGUACGAGCUAUGUUAUUAUAUUUACGAGACCGUUUAAUAUAUCAGGAAUAUGAUCCUAAUAAUUAAUAACCAGCAAGUAAAUCUGCAAGGCGGGUCAGGGAGACCUAACUGGACGUUCCGAUUAAAAAAAAAAUCCAGUGGAGUAUAGAAGGGAGCAUAUGGUUGGGCAAAAUCUCGUACGCUUUGAAUAUUUUCGACUCCAAUGUUCUCCCAACAAAACCCCUGCAUUGGAUAUAAACAAUUCAAACAUUAAACUUCGCCACGAUCGUUCGCAACUAGACGAAAGUUUUGCAAUGGUUUGUCAUUAUGGUCACAUCUCAACUUUGGCUAUUUCAGAUUUCUGCGGAAGUACACCAUGACAUUCUUCUUCAACUCCUUGACAAUGAACCGGAAAUAGUUGACUACAUUUUAAGGAGGAAGCUGUUGCGAGCCAAUGGUACAAGGUAAUGAAACAUUGUGAAUGGUGUACGUGGACAAAUAGGAAAUAAAAUACUUAAUAUAGAUAUAAAUUUGAUUUAACAGGUUAACGCAACAAACAGAAUGGAAACCCCCUCCUUUGGAAAGCUGUUUGUCAAGGGAAUUUUAUGUCUCUCUGUGAGAGAUAUAUAGGAAAACUUGGCCCUAAUGUGCCUUGUGGUUAUCACCACACUUCUGAAAACAAACUCUGUACAGGCUAAACUAGCUAGGAAAUAAUGUCCCAGCGGCCUUAUUAUAAACGAAACCGAUACAAAUCACGAGAAACAUCUUGAAGGCAAACAUUUUGCAUCCCACACGCAGAAUACAAAUUGGAAUCAGUUGCCAAUUAAAAGUUUUUACCUUCUAGGACGAAAUUUUGCUUCCGUAACAUCGUCUCCUAGCUUACGACAUGGAAGGAACAAAUUUUCCGUAACAAUGAGCUAUCCAUGAUCUUAAUAAGACGAUAACUGCAGUUACUUUUACUAAGAGGCGUCUUAGGUUAGCUAAAAAGUGAGAGUAGCGUUUCAUCAAUCACUUCAAUUUUAUAUCCUAAUUCGAAUAAGUGUGUUAAGGACUCUUCGUUUUUCUCGCAGCUUUGACAUGGAAGACGAACUUUUUAAUCUGGGAGAAACAGAAAAGCUUGAAUUACCAAUGAGAGGGCGUGUGCAAUCUGCUGGUGCGAUCGAACGUUCACGUGGUGUAAACACGCCCUUGUCGCGGUCACACGGCGACACGAGCUUGCGGCCGAGGCACUAUCUAGCGACACGCAGUAGCAGUGAUAAGACUCAUUACAACCCUGGAUUUCCUGUACGUAGUCAUUCUUUGAAUCAAGAAGAAGCAAGACAUUAUCGGGAUAAUGUAUUUUGGCGACAGAUGUCUACACCGGACGAUAAUUUAUCGCCGCCAAGUUACAAUUAUAAUUAUCGACAAAAUAAGCGCAGGACACCUCCUAUAACGCGAACGAUUUGUAGAUAUGAUGGAUCGGAUGAGCCACCUUCACCAUCUCUUUCAUCAACAUCACCGUCGGUCUCAUACUCAAACUAUUCUACACCUCCUUCUUCCCCUUCGGGCUCUGGGGCUUAUGUAUCUGCAGACUCGAAUUCCUCAUCACCUUUACCAGGUCGAGCUUAUAUCGAAGACGACCGACCGGCGUUAUCGGAAUGGACUUUUCAUACGGAAAUUGACGUAGAGUUGACUCACGAGGGGGACAUGUACCCCCGAAGACGAUCUCCUUCGCCUUUCACUUUUUCCGAUUGGCAGCUAGAGAACUGGUUUCAAUGGGAAUCACUGACGCAACAAAACAGCAGUCAAAAAGACUUUCUGGAACAGGAAACGCUUGUGUAGUAUAUUUGCAUGAGACAGUUUUAUCUGUCUCUUAGUGGUAAAACGUUUUUGUGGAGUUCACUCACCCUUUUUCCAAGAUAGGUGCCGAAAUAUGUACGAUGACGCUCAUGGAAACGGCACCCUAGUAAGACCAGAAUUCACUUAGAUCUGUAGCUACAACCAGUAUUUUAGCCGUGCUGUUCUCUUUCAAUUUAGUGAGUGGUUGGUAUGUAUGUUACUGAAGAGAAUUGCGAGGUUGUGACCUAGGACCCUCGCUGCUCUCGCCCAGCUUGCGAGCAAGCUCUCCUUCGCCGCUCGCUCGGGCGUUCUCGCGAGACUCGUUUCACUCGCCCAAAUAGGAGAGAUUGCUCGCAGGCUAGCUCUCGCCUGCCUGGUUUACAGUUAAAGCAAUUUUUCAUUUGACCUUGGUAAAUGGUUUCGCAGUGUAAGCGUUCGUUUUUUUAUUUUAUUUGCCAAUAGUAAAAUUGAUCAAAACACUGGAUUCGUCGUUUUAUCGCCUAAGGAAACACUAAGAGUUAAAAAGUGUCGUUCGAUUGUUACAAUCCACAAUGAGCCCAUCAGUUGCUAUUGCUCAAAGUUUUGGAAAAUUACUCCUCAGCCACUAUUUUUUAGCUGGUACAUGUAACGUGUUCUCGUGCGUAUUCGCUAAAUCACAUUUUCACAUAUUCUUGCUUGUUUGCUUGUUGAUGUAGUAUUCAUGAGCGAUCAUUUCAAGGUCAAGCGAAAAUCGCUCUGAUACUGUAAAUAAUGUUUUGAUGUUUAUAAGUGCAGGUUAUUGGUUAAUAUGGUAUGGUGUGAAUCCUCGAUUAGGCACUUCUAUCCUCGGUAACCCUAUAAGUUUGUGUUAAGCACCCAAUUCGUCCCUGUCUCUUUUUUAACACAAUUGCACAGUAACCCGCAUUGUUUUAGCUGGCAUAGCCAGUAACUCAUUAACUUCCAAAAUUAUACGUGUAAAAUACUCGCCACUAUAAAUAUUUGAUCAAACAACUACAUACAUCAAUGACGCGCAACAACUACAAUCUAUCUCCUUGCAACGAUUUGCCACAAAAAAACGAGUCUCAGCAGUGUCCUUCCAAGUGGGUGCCUCCUGUAUGAUUCUGUUCAGUUAAACGAACACGCCUAUAUAAUUGCCUUUAUAUGUUGCCCUUUUAGUUAGUAGUGACACUCCAACAGUGCAGUUCAUCCACUGUAUUUGAAGAAAAAUGACGGAAAGUUUCAAGUGUUUUACAGAUAGUGAGUGAGUGGGAUAACCUGAGGUUCUGUUUGUUGUGCUUUUGUAAGAGGUCAAUUUUGGGGUCUGUAGAUAGUUUGGUAUUUUGACCACGAUCACUCUAAAGGUGGUAACUCUUGGUAUUGUUUUUUUGUUAAUUUUUGAUCAGAAAUUUAAAACGUUUAUUUCCUGGUAUUUGUUAUGGCAGCGGGUGAAUCAGAAUCAUGAAUUGCAGGAUUGCGCUGGGAAUAGUUAAGAAAAAGAGCUUUACAUGUGGACACUGAGAAGUCGCGGUGAAUCGCGACAGGGGCCUUAUUUAUGUAAAAAAUAAAAAUCUCCUUAGUGAGUGUAUCUUCUAUUCUCAAGCAGAAAGUUGAAAUAGAAGAAGAAAGAUAAUACAAAUCUACACUGCGUGUAGACGCUAAGAGUAAAACCGACUUCGGUGACAAUACUUC
Molecule: messenger RNA, 13794 nt
Organism: Porites lobata
Lineage: Eukaryota; Metazoa; Cnidaria; Anthozoa; Scleractinia; Poritidae
Source: the annotation of a GenBank genome assembly